AUGGACCCUUUUUCAGCUGAAGGAGAGCUCCUAAACAUCCACAAUGCUUUCCACCAAGGCCAAUAUCAAGAAGUAGUCGAUUUCGAUACCUCCUCCUUCUCUCCUGAAAAUAGCCUCACUGCUCGUAUUCUUAAACUGCGCGCUAGAAUCGCACUCGGACAAACCCAAGAGGUCCUUGCAGAUGUUGGGAGCCAAGAUCAAGAUGUACCUGAUCUGGCAGCUGUUAAGGUGCUGGCGCAACAUGUUGCGGGAGAUGAAGCUGAAGCACUAAAAGGAGCAGAGGAACUUAUAACGAGUCACUCGGAUAAUACAACCACUCAGGUUCUUGUAGGAACGGUGUUGCAGGCCCAAGGGAAGAGCGAGGACGCCUUGUCGUUAUUAUCGAAACAUCAGGGCAGCCUUGAAGCCGUCGCCUUAAUUGUCCAAAUCCACCUCCAACAAAAUCGCACGGAUCUUGCGCUGAAGGAAGUCCAGGCCGCACGACGGUGGGCUCAAGAUUCGCUUCUCGUCAACUUGGCUGAGUCCUGGGUGGGAUUGCGAGUGGGUGGUGAAAAAUACCAAUCCGCAUUCUACGUCUACGAAGAACUUGCCUCUGUGCCUAACACAUCGUCACCGCUUUCAAUCGUAGGCCAAGCCGUUUCUGAACUACACCUAGGUCGUCUGCCGGAGGCAGAAGUCGCUCUCCGAUCAGCGCUGGAGAAAUACCCCAACGACGUUCAAUUAAUUGCAAAUUCGAUCGUUCUGAAAGUGUUGAGCGGGAAAGAUGCGACAGAGCUAACAUCAUCUCUUGAAAAGGCACAACCAGAUCACCCAUUCCUUACUGACCUGGCUGAGAAAAGCGCAUUUUUCGAUGCUGCAGCAUCGAAGUACGCAGCAAAGGUGUCUUCAUAG
Messenger RNA from Histoplasma mississippiense, 891 nucleotides. RefSeq lists its product as hypothetical. The transcript has 5 exons. Gene Ontology annotation, cellular component: COPI vesicle coat. The record is from RefSeq and is a predicted model, not a curated record. Gene Ontology annotation, molecular function: structural molecule activity; protein binding. Bases 1 to 891 code for a protein of 296 amino acids. NCBI's taxonomy places the organism in Eukaryota, Fungi, Ascomycota, Eurotiomycetes, Onygenales, Ajellomycetaceae. Gene Ontology annotation, biological process: retrograde vesicle-mediated transport, Golgi to endoplasmic reticulum; endoplasmic reticulum to Golgi vesicle-mediated transport; intra-Golgi vesicle-mediated transport.